AUGUGCCAAAGAUUCAAGUUUACCGAACUCGGCCUCAGUAUUUAUGCUGCAUGGGAAGUGGCGAUGAUGUGGAGAAUUUGUGACAAGAAUGGCUAUGUCAAGCCAACAAUUUAUCAGGGUAUGUAUAAUGCCAUUACCAGAUCAAUCGAAAACGAGCUUUUUCCUUGCUGUCGAUCUUUCGGAAUCCGUUUGGCUAUCUAUAAUCCAUUAGCCGGAGGAUUUUUUGCUGGUAAGAUUAUGAAGCCUGAUGAUCCAAUUGAAGAGGGCGGCCGUUUCGAUCCUAACCAUCCACUAGGCGCCAUGUACCGCGAGCGAUACAUCCGAAGCAGUUUUUUCAAAGCAUUGGAGGUCGUGAAAGAAGCUCUGAAAGGUCAUCCCGACAUAACUCUGGUAUCAGUGGCAGCUCGUUGGCUACAACAUCAUUCCGGAUUGCAGCCCGAGGAUCGUGUCAUUUUGGGUGCCUCUUCAAUUGAUCAAAUCGAGAUGAACUGUUCCUGCUCGGAAGAAGGACCACUUCCGGAAAAUAUUCUUUCAGCUGUGGACCUAGCCCGGGAGACGGUCAAAGCUGAGUUGAAUGCCCAUCGUACUGGAGAUGACAUGUACCAUCAGCACGGGGUAGUAUGGGAUGGUACAGUGGUCUUUCUUAUCGCUUUUCUGGCAAGAUUGAAAAUCGUCAGGCUCGAUACUCGGCAAGCUAUCGCUUUGUAG
Melampsora larici-populina 98AG31 is the source of this 708-nucleotide messenger RNA. RefSeq lists its product as uncharacterized. The transcript is spliced from 6 exons. NCBI's taxonomy places the organism in Eukaryota, Fungi, Basidiomycota, Pucciniomycetes, Pucciniales, Melampsoraceae. The record is from RefSeq and is a predicted model, not a curated record. The coding region runs from base 1 to 708 and encodes 235 amino acids.